UAUAUAAAUAAGAAAACGAUUUUUCCAUUCUAAUAGUCUGUGAUCAUACACUCUCAUCAAAUAUUUUUCAAUAUGUUAAGAACACAUAGAAAACCAGAAUGCCAUAUAACUGUAGAUUUAGAAGAGCCAUUAACCGGAUACGCUUGUUCGCAAUUAAUUAUUGAAAUUGUGAAAUACGUUAUGUAUCAAAAACAACAAAUUCCAUUAUCGUGUGAUUCGUUAAUAAAAUUGCAUGCCACUUCAAAGCCAACGGAUAGAAACUUUUCGUCGAUGCAGAAUUUGGUUGACUCUUUAAGUAAUAUAUCUAAUCAAUUAGCUUUACAAUUUACUAUCGAUGAUUGUGAAGUUAAAGAAAUAGUUAUUGUUAUUGGAGCUACUAUUGUUUCUCCAAAAUUUUACAUCGUCAUUGAAUUACCUCCAACUAUUUUAAACAGCAAUAUCCACUUAGAAUAUCAACAUCCCUUUCGCAAAUCAUUGACAACUGUUAUGAGGUCAAUUAUUAAAUCUACCGAAUUUCAAGAUGAAAUGAUUAUACCUUUAGGACUGACAAACACUUUUGUAUUUGUUCGGAAGAAAGAUCCUUACAAAAUAUCUGAAUUUUUUAUACCUAAGCCUCAGUUUUCAUUGUCUUCGCAAAACACCAACUCAUUCCGUAUAAAAUUAAACUACAAUGAAAAUAAUCGAUUAAACUGUGACUGUGAUAACUUUAUUAAAGUGUACCAUGAUUCUCAGAACAAAAUUUAUUUAAAAAAGGACUAUAUUGAAGAAAAGUUUAACUCGGAAAUUACUUAUCAAUGGUAUCAAUCGAAAGAAGUAUUAAAAGGAUUCAAGUUUCUAAUAUAAUAAUAGAAAAUGCUUAAUAAAAUAAAAUCUGCA
Molecule: messenger RNA, 876 nt
Organism: Ceratosolen solmsi marchali
Lineage: Eukaryota; Metazoa; Arthropoda; Insecta; Hymenoptera; Agaonidae
Exons: 2
Coding region: 73-843 (256 amino acids)
Biological process (GO): regulation of exit from mitosis
Cellular component (GO): nucleus
Source: RefSeq, a predicted model, not a curated record